AUGAGAACGGAGAGCACGUCGACAUCUGAGCCUUCGACUUAUACGACAUCAACAGAUUCGACGACUUCUAUAGAGCCACCUUGGAUGAGAACGGAGAGCACGUCGACAUCUGAGCCUUCGACUUCCACGACAUCAACAGAUUCGACGACUACUACACAGCCAUCUUGGAUAACGACUGAACCACCUACAAUUUCCUUUUCUCUUCCGACGUUGCCAGUGUUAGAGCCAACAUUCACAACUGAGCGGCCGCCUUCAACGGUCGCAUCCACUUCUACAAAAAUGGAGCCUACUUCUUCUACGACUACUGUGCCAUCGACAACAGAGGUGCCUGGAAAAAAACUGUCCUGCCUUAUCGUAGGUGACAUGAGCAAUUUCGGAACCAAUCAAGCGGCUUAUAAUCAGGUGUACCUUCCAGAUGAACGACUUCUUUCAGGAGAAAUACUUCAUCGGAAACGCUAG
This is a messenger RNA of Ostertagia ostertagi, 459 nucleotides long. NCBI's taxonomy places the organism in Eukaryota, Metazoa, Nematoda, Chromadorea, Rhabditida, Trichostrongylidae. The record is from the annotation of a GenBank genome assembly.